Messenger RNA from Fusarium subglutinans, 1476 nucleotides. RefSeq names its product HXT3-low-affinity hexose facilitator. The coding region runs from base 1 to 1476 and encodes 491 amino acids. The transcript is spliced from 7 exons. Gene Ontology annotation, cellular component: membrane. Lineage: Eukaryota; Fungi; Ascomycota; Sordariomycetes; Hypocreales; Nectriaceae. The record is from RefSeq and is a predicted model, not a curated record. Gene Ontology annotation, molecular function: carbohydrate:proton symporter activity. Gene Ontology annotation, biological process: transmembrane transport; carbohydrate transport.
AUGCUCUUCAACUCGAAGAAGGCGAACCUCUGGUUCUCAUGCCUCAUUCCUUGCACCUGUAUGGCUGUCAAUGGUUAUGAUUCCUCUACCUUCAACGCGGUGCAGGGAUCAGUUCAUUUCAUGAACUACUUUAACAACCCCUCUCCUUCCACUAUCGGGUCGGUCAAUACCGCCAUGGCCGUAAGCAGCAUCAUUACAGGCGUUUUCCUGUCUGCUCUGGUCUCAGACCGAUUCGGUCGCAAAUGGAGUAUGUGGGCAGGCACGGUACUUGUCAUCAUCUCAACGUUUAUUUCGACAUUUACACCUCCCGUUAUCGGCGGUUACAUCGCUGGUCGUGCUAUCACCGGUUUCGGCCAGGGACUGAUGCUACCAGCUGGGCCGGUCUUCAUCAACGAGAUAGCCCCAGCCAAACUCCGGGGCACUAUCAUGAGUUUCUGGCAGCUCAACUUUGCUAUAGGAUCCUUUGUCGCGUAUUGGAUCAAUUAUGCGUGCUCCAAACAUGCCGAGAGGCUCGGAGACUGGGACUGGAAGAUUGUUAUGUUCCUUCAGAUUUUCUUUCCUGUCAUCAUCAUUUCGGGGCUUUUCUUCUGUCCCGAGACUCCCAGAUGGUAUGUCCAAAAUGACAGAUUUGAAGAGGCAUACAAUACUCUCUUGCAAAUCCGCGAUGAUCCAGAUCUUAUUGCCCAAGAAAUGAAAGAAAUACGACAGGCCAUUGCCUUUGAGAAGAAAGAAACAAACAGCACUUGGACCCGAUACAAGUUGCUCUGGACAGACAAGUCUGUGAGAAGGCGCAUUCUCCUCGCGGCUACGAUGAACAUUGGCCAACAACUUACCGGAAACAACUCCCUCGCGACAUACUCCACCAUCAUUUACAAAAAGGUCUUUACUUCAAACAGCCAGAUCCAACUUAUCAACGCCUUGGCUGGAACGUUUAACAUUCUCUUCACUCUCAAUGCCACCUGGAUGACCGAUCUCGUGGGCCGAAGACCUCUCCUCCUCGUUGGUGUUGCGGGCCUGGCAGUCUGCAUGUUCGCAGCCGCAGCCGUCGUCACCGAGACGCCAACUCUGGAGGAUGGAUCCAAGUCUUCCAGUGUAGGCAUCGCGACUGUCUUCCUGAUGUUUCUGUUUGCAUUCUUCUUCAAGCCUUCCUGGGGUGCGACAGUGUGGAUCUGGACUUCAGAGAUCUUCUCUAUGAACAUUCAACAAAUCUUUCCCAUAUUUCUUUCUGCCAAGGGAUUCUAUGCUAUGUACAUGUUUGGUGCCAUCAACAUCCUACUCUUUGCGUUUGUUUGGUUCUGCAUCCCAGAGACUAAAGGAGUGCCGCUGGAGCAUAUGGAUGCACUGUUUGGUGGUGUAGAUCACACAGAAGUGGGAGCUGCCAUCGUCAGUGAGAAGACUGUCCAUGAUGAGAUGGUUUCCGUCUAUGCCGCAAAGACCCCAACGGUCCGUCAGGAUAAGUAUGACAGUGCUGUUUGA